AAUCGGGAGAGAACGACAGCGCAGCAGAACCGCAAUGGGAAGGCGGGUGAUUUUAUCAAAUUGAUCAUAAAUCGCUGACAAGAUGUCCGACGCGAGUAGAAAACCCCAAUCGAUACGCAUCUGUACUUAUUGACGUGGACACGAUACACACAGAGCCUGCAGAACAACCAAAAGUAAAUACUUUUCCCAAGGGGACGAAGUUUGUUGUGUCGAAGGAAAUAUAAUAGCCCGGUAAAGCAGGGAGAGACUGCGGAAAACUGCCAGAGCGGGGGGACAGUCAGAAUACAAACCCACCCACCCAGUCAGCCAUGGAAGAGUUUGGGUCAGCGUUGGAGAAGAAUGUGGCCGAUUUAACGGUUAUGGACGUGUAUGACAUAGCCGCGGUGGUGGGCCAGGAGUUUGAGCGGAUCAUUGAUCAGUAUGGAUGCGAGGCUCUGUCCAGGCUCAUGCCAAAAGUGGUGCGGGUGCUGGAGAUCCUGGAGGUGAUGGUCAGUAGGAACAGCAUCAGCCCGGAGACAGAGGAGUUGAGGCUGGAACUGGACAAACUACGACUGGACCGGAUGGACCGGCUGGAGAAAGAGAAGAAACACAAGAAGGAGCUGGAGCUGGUAGAAGAUGUAUGGAGAGGGGAGGCCCAGGACCUGUUGUCUCAGAUCGCUCAGCUUCAGGAAGAGAACAAAACACUCCUUACGAACAUGUCCAUCAAAGACCCCAUGAGUGAAGAGGACCUGCAGAGGCACGAAGGUAUGUCGGAGCGGGAGCGCCAGGUGAUGAAGAAGCUGAAGGAGGUGGUGGACAAGCAGAGAGACGAGAUCCGAGCCAAAGACCGCGAGCUCACGCUCAAGAACGAGGACGUUGAGGCACUCCAGCAGCAGCAGUCUCGUCUGAUGAAGAUCAACCAUGACCUGCGCCACAAGAUCUCCGUGGUGGAAGCUCAGGGGAAAGCCCUCAUCGAACAGAAGGUGGAACUGGAGGCGGGAGCUCAGGCACGGGUACAGGAAAUGGGAGCACUUCGGCAGGAAGUAACACGUUUAAGGGAGCGCCUGCAAGGAGACACGCCUCAGGGUUUAGAGGAGCCUCCUCCCCAGCCCCCCUCCCCCGCACAGGAGGCGAUGUGUGAUGAGGACACACCUGCUCUGUUCCAACACUUUACCAAGGAGGCGCUAUGUGAUGAGGAGGGGGGAGGCCUGGACCAGAAGGAUCCCAACAGGCCCCGGUUCACACUGCAGGAGCUGAGAGACGUUCUGCACGAGAGAAACGAGCUCAAGGCCAAAGUGUUCAUGCUGCAGGAGGAGAUCGCCUACUACAAAAGUGAAGAGGCGGAGGAUGAGACCGGCCCCCCUACUCCUUCCCCUUCUCCCGAACAACUGAGGGCGCGGCCCCGACCCAACGCACAGCCCGAGUCAGGAAUCAAACGCCUGUUUAGCUUCUUCUCUCGCGACAAGAGGCGGAACUCCCAGCGGAAUGCACAGUUUGAAGACAGCUUCAGCUCGUGGGCGGGAAAGGAUGAGGUGUACACCGAACAGGCCCAGGAGGCUUUGCAGCACAUAUAGGGCACGUUCCUCUGACCGGGCAUUGUUGACGCCUGCCAGAUCUUACAACGCAAGGAUAGGUAUUUUAAGUAUCAGCUAACCACAUCACAUGUUAUAGCAAUCUGUCAGGCGAUUAAAUAGUCAAUGACGUGGCACGCAACCAUUGGUUGAUGCGUGCAACGUCUUACCAGGAGAACGUGACGUUGUAAUUGGACAGCGCUAUAUGAUGAGGUCACUCAGAACCAUCUCACUGUAAUGCCCCGCCCAUGCCCACCAUGUGAGCUGCAGCAGCACUUAAGGGACAGUUCGAAAUUUUACUGGGGUGGGGAGUUGGUCCAAAAUAGGGGAGGGUUGUCAAACAUAUUUUUUUGCUUUGGGGAGGGUUGUGUGAUUUUUUUAUAUUGGGCACAGGGGAGGGUGGUGUAUUUUUUCCCUGGUUUACAUUCCCCAUUUAGCAGGUUUUACUAUAUAAUGUCUUCCAUAUAGUCACAUUUCCACAUCUGUUUGCUUGCACCUCCCCUAUCAAGGUGUUUUAGUACUUCCCUUAUGCACUACACUUUUCUGCAUGAUUACUAUACAGUCGACUCUAUCCUGCCCUCUAUACAUAGUGACAAUAGUAGAUCUGCAAUAAGUUAACUAGCAAUCAUACCACAUAAUAUCUGCACCGAUUUUCAAUAUAAAUCCACAAGAACAAAAACGAAUAGCUGAUAGGCAGUAGAGACGCCAGGGUCAUCAUUGGGCAUGAAAGAACAGUCAAGACAUGAUAUAUGCAGCUCAAAAAGCUCUCCUAUUCAUCUUGUUUAGACCAAACACAUUUGAUCUACUAUAUAACUGAUUCCCCUCUUCACAGUUGUAAAAAUAGUCAAACGUUUAAUAAAAUAGUGACGAAUUUAAUUCAAAUGAAUCGAUUCUUUUAAAUGAUUAUUUUUUACUAACUGAGCGAUGUGCUUCGCCAGGUCGCAGUUGUAAAUGAGAACUUGUUCUCAACUGGCCUACCUGGUUAAAUAAAGGUUAAAUAAAAAAAUUGUACAGUAGUAGUUGGGGUUAAAUUGUGGUGAAUCGAAUCAUGAGAAUCAAAAUAAUAAUAUGAGAAUCGCAAAUAGUAGAAGGAAACAAUUUAGCUGUAGCCUUCCUUUCGAAUUGUGUCGAUGCAAAACUCUUUGUUGAUACUUUAAGUCGAUUUGGACAUUCAAUUUAUGGGAUGUUGUAACUCAAAAGAUGCUAGUAGUCAGCCUGAAUUACACACUUCUAAUGGGAAGACUAGAAAAUCCGCGGUGCAUGCUGAAACAGUCAUUUACAAUGCUGAAACAGUCAUUUACAACGUUUCCCCCGCAAACCUUCCAAUUAAAUGUUGACUGCAAAAGUAGGCCUACCUGGGCAGAAUGAUAUCAUGAAGAUUGGUAUCAAUCGGGUGCACAUUUGUUCUGCAUACUCUGCCAUCACAUGUGCAGUACAGAAACCUGACAGGAACCCUUCUUGUCUAACACAAAUGGACUGUGAGUGAAACUUAGCGGGGACAUUCUUUCAAUGGUGUUCUCCAACACCUGAAACCAAUAUAGUGGAUUAGGGGGGUACCCUGCCUGGGACUCAAACCCUGGUCCCUGUGACUGUCAUUCCAAACCCAUUAUACUGUCACAAUCCUCGCUGUAUGAGCCAUGAUACAAUUAAUACCAAGUGAGUUAACCCUAUUGGCACGAUGCAUAGGGUGUUUGCCUUUGACGCCAGUGACCGGGUUUCACUUCCUUGUCCUGUUGUUUGCUACAUUCGUGUCAAAAUUGGGAAUACAAAGAGGCUAAAAUCUCUUUUUUUGUAUUAAUGAAUACAACUUUAUUUUAAAUUUUUAAUAUGAAUAUAAUUUUUAUUCGCUGUCUCGCAUCAAAUUAAUCCAUUAUUCAGUUAAUUACAUGUGUAUGGCCUUGGGGACAAUACAUGAUCCUACCAAGACACCACAAUGCAAUGAUUUUAAGGUCUACAAAGGCACAGUACAAGGACAGUCUGGCUGUGUUUUUACUUCUGAUACUGAUGCGCUGUCUGUUGCAGAUCAUCAUUUUUCCCAGCAGGCCCACUUAUUCGGGAAAGCUUAAAGCGCGUUAUUCCUCGAACCUAACGCUUCAUUAUAGGCUAAAUAUUUGUCAUUUCAACUUUUAAAACGUAUUACAUGUUAUAUGUGGCAUAACCACAACCAGUCAACAAUGUUUUAAUCUGAUUAGUUUACUUCGAAAGUCUCCUGUAGGCUACCUGCGCACGUUCAUCCACUCCGCUCUAAUAUAAUUCCAGCAUCCAAACUGCAACGGACAUUCAAUCUGUUACAAAACCACAAAAAGGUUUCAUGACAUUCGGAGAUUGUCAAGCCAAGCGAUCGACACUGAGUAGGAAGGGGUGUAUUUUCAGUUUGUCAAGAUUUACAUACUCUAUUUGAUUUUGGUGUUGAAAACGCAAUCCAUGAUAAAACGCUCAAAGUCAGCAAACGGUAUGCAGUUAUUUGUUGCUUAUUGGUUGUGUGUGGUACAUUGGCAAGGACACGUUUUAGUCUAACAUGUGUUGCAUAUAUUUGAUAUAAUUAGAAAUAUAGCAUCAAAAUGUUGAAAAUCGGAUUUCCCCCUAGCUGAUCAUUGUCUGCAGCCGCCUCUGAUCGUAGUGUAAUGAGUCAGGCAGGGAGAAGAGUGAGCUUGUGAACCCUCAACCCUCUGGCCAUAGCCCUGCGUGGCAUCGACUGUGCCACAAAACAUGCUGAAUUGGUCAAGUCGAUAUCCAUGUUUAUAAACACAGGGUUGCUAUGGUGGUAAUCAUUUUUGAGUACAUUUUCUGUGUGUG
Messenger RNA from Oncorhynchus gorbuscha (pink salmon), 4346 nucleotides. RefSeq names its product RILP-like protein 1. The record is from RefSeq and is a predicted model, not a curated record. Gene Ontology annotation, biological process: cilium assembly. Gene Ontology annotation, cellular component: cytoplasm; ciliary basal body. Bases 309 to 1553 code for a protein of 414 amino acids. Gene Ontology annotation, molecular function: protein dimerization activity. The transcript is spliced from 9 exons. Lineage: Eukaryota; Metazoa; Chordata; Actinopteri; Salmoniformes; Salmonidae.